This is a messenger RNA of Ipomoea nil (Japanese morning glory), 2281 nucleotides long. RefSeq names its product probable serine/threonine-protein kinase NAK. NCBI's taxonomy places the organism in Eukaryota, Viridiplantae, Streptophyta, Magnoliopsida, Solanales, Convolvulaceae. Gene Ontology annotation, biological process: protein phosphorylation. The coding region runs from base 351 to 1997 and encodes 548 amino acids. Gene Ontology annotation, molecular function: protein kinase activity; ATP binding. The transcript is spliced from 5 exons. The record is from RefSeq and is a predicted model, not a curated record.
AGUGGUUGGAUAGAGAUACAGAAUAAUGGUAUAUAUCUUUCUUAAAUGAGAAAUUUAUUCAUGGGGUUUUUGGUUUGACUACUGCAUCUUUGUACUCCAUUCCUACGGACCCCCACUUCUCUCUUCCCCAUCUUCCUUCUCCUUUCUCAAAACACCUGCUCUUUGCCUUUCCCCAUUGCCCUUCAUUUGACUUGUCCUUAGGGUUUCUCUCUCCCCCAAUGAUCAAUUUCAUUCUGCGGGUGCCUUUGUAAUCCCCAAAGAUCCACUCUUUAACCCCAAAAUAAGCUCAAGAUCAGUUCAAUUUGCUCAGGGAGGACAGAGCUGAUUGCGAGUAAAACUUCGAGCUGAAGAUGGGAUGUUUCACCGUUUUGAAGAGUAAGAAGAAAAAGUCUGAGAAGGCAAUCCAUGUUAAACGUGUUAACCCUCAGGAUCCCUCGCCUACUGCACUGCCUGAGCCCGAAAUACAAACACGGGCGUUGCAGUCUGCUCCACCGAGUUUUAGAACUAGAGUGAAACCCGUUCAGUCGAAUAGCGGGGUAGCCAGCAGUAAGAUAAGAGUACGCUCUGCCCCAUCGAGCAUUGAUGCCGCAGAACAGGAUACUCUCAUGGCAAAUGAAUGUGACGAACAGGAGGAAUCCAGGUGCCGUGUUGGGUCAAUGAAGGAACAUCCCUCGUCUAUUCCUCAACCGCUUCCUCUCCCCUCACCUCAGAGUGCUGCCUCCCUGAAGACUAUGGGAAGCUUUAAAAUUGGAAAUGCGAGUGGCCCUCUCAAUGCCUCGGGUCCACUUCCACUUCCUCCUAAACUCCCGCCUCCCAUACUGCCUACGGGAACCCUCAGAAACUUUUCGUAUGAAGAGAUUGCAGCUGCCUGCCACAACUUCUCUCCCGAGCGAUGCAUGUCAGAAAGACUUUCUUCUAUCAUCUACAGAGCUUCAUUCGGGGACGAUGCCUUGGGUGCAAAGAAGCUUGACGCGAUCGUCACUUGUCUCCACCCGUCUUCUCAGGGAUUGAAGGAGUUCGUGAAUGAAGUUAACACACUAGCUUCAUUGCAACACCCUUCACUUUGUAAACUAAUUGGUUUCCAUGCACGCGAAGGCUCAGGGCAGAGGAUGUUGGUUUAUGAAAGGCUUUAUCACGGAAGCUUAGACAGGCUUUUAUUUUGCCGAUCUGAUGGCCCCCCCUUAGAUUGGAAUGCUAGAAUGAAAAUCGCCUUGUGUGCUGCGCAAGGUCUCACAUUCCUGCAUGAGGAAGGACCUUUUCAGGCAAUGUUCCAUGAAUUUUCAACUGCCAAUAUACAGAUUGACAAGGACUUUAGUUCAAAACUUUCGGGAUAUGGUUGCAUUACUCACAUUCAAGAGACUAACAUUUGCAGUAGUUCAGCCGUGCUUGCGAAUCUUUCUGCGGAGACAAUGGAGAGGGGUUUUCCGACUCCUAAGAGCAAUGUUUGGAGUUUUGGGAUUGUACUUCUCGAGUUGCUCACUGGCAGGAAGAAUUUGGACAGUGGUCAUCCAAAGGAAGAAAGGAAUUUAGUGAAGUGGAGCCAGCCUUUUCUGGCCGACGAUUGCAGGCUAUCGCUUAUCAUGGACCCUCAGCUGAAAGGUCGGUUCCCAGCCAAAGCAGCUAGGACGAUAGCCGAUAUUGCUCAACGAUGUUUGCAAAAGGACCCCUCCGGGAGGCCAACGAUGAGAACUAUAGUGGAGCAGCUCAAGACGGCACAAGACAUGAAGUGCCCGUCUCGAUUUCCACUUCAGGAGCCAGGAAGAGUAAGCAUGAAGCACAUGUCGAAAUCACCUAGUCUAAACGGGAUUGUCGUCCCCGCCCCAAAGCUAGGUCUUUCGCCUUCGCCACCAACAAGCAGACUAUCAAGGACAGGUGCACCGCGUUUGUCCCUUCCUUCUCGAACAUGCUCCUCCAUCUCAAUGGAAGACCUGGAGCGACUGGAGAGCCGGAGAUCGUCGUCUUCAUAUCUCCGAAGAACUAGUGUUGAAGGUUUUUGAUUGUUCAUAGAGAGUGAUCCAUAGAGAACAUAUUUUUGUUUUUAGGCUUUGCUUUCCCUUCUUGGAAAGUGAUUUUAAAUGAAGUAUAGAAGAUAAAAAGAUGUGGUUUCUCCACCAUGCCAUUCUCCUUGUAAGAAAUCAUGGGGAAUGACAUUAUGUAGAUAUGUUUUCCCCUUAGUUUUCCCUUUUAAGGAUGGGAUAUAGUUUCUCUUCUUGGUUGGUACACUCAUUGUGUGUGUGUAUGCGUAUGUAUAGAGAUUAUAUUUUGGUAAAUCCGUGGAAAA